Messenger RNA from Didymodactylos carnosus, 1376 nucleotides. NCBI's taxonomy places the organism in Eukaryota, Metazoa, Rotifera, Eurotatoria, Philodinida, Philodinidae. The record is from the annotation of a GenBank genome assembly.
AUGGAAACGAAACUACAUUCGAUUUGGUGCGAAUUGUUUGGAGAAGACAAUAUUUCCUACUCAUCAUCAUACGACAGUAUCGGAGUUGAUUCUCUUGUGCGUUUAAAACUACUCUCACUCUACCGAAAACAUUUUGGUAUUAGAAAUAUGAAAGCAGCUGAAUUAUUUCAAUAUACAACAAUUGAAGAACAUGCACGGCUGAUUAAACAGAAACAGACACCUCCUAAUGGUGAAAUCAAAGAUGACAUCAAAUCAUUGCAAGAGCUCACAUAUCAAACAAAUGGAAGCAAACAAAAUUCUGUCAAUUUUGCUCCUACAUCAUAUGUUCAGAAUUCUAUUUGGUUAAAUGAACAACAGCUUCAUUCUUUGGCAAUAUGGAACCUUCCCCUAAUACUGAAAAUCCGCAAAGAGAAAGUCUCAAUUAGCCGACUGCACUCGGCCAUUUUAGCUGUCAUUACUAAACACAAAAUAUUACGCACGUCCUAUAAAAGGUCUGAAACAUGUAUAUUACAAGUCGUUAAACAAGCCCCAAGUUUAGAUGAAGUCCAACGUGAAAACUAUUAUUCGUUUCAAACAAGUGUUAUUGCAAAUCUCAAAAACGAACUUUUAGAAGACAUAUUACAAAACGAAUCGAUUGGUAAUGUAUUGGACUUGGAACGUGGUAUUGUGUUGAGAUGUCACUUAAUAAAAGAUUUUCACAAUGAUAGCAACAAUAGUUCCGAUCACGAAGAUUUGCUGUAUCCAAACGACCUCAUUUUCUUUAAUUUCCAUCAUAUUGCAUUCGAUAGAAUGUCAUUAAAGCCUUUUCUAAGUGAUCUCCAGCUGGCAUAUUCAACUACCGAACUACAUAUCCUAGAUGCCACAAUCGAUUUCCAAUACAUUGAUCAUGCUAUUGAUGAACGAAAAAUGAUAGAAGAUCCGUCACCAGAGUCCGAAAUGAAUCGCGCACGAAUUCACUGGCAAAAAAUAUUCGAAGGUUAUAAUUAUGAAAAAACACUACGGUUACCUUAUGAUUUUAAUAUCGACAGUCGCUCUGGCAGAGGUGACCAUUUGGAUUUUGAAAUCGAUGAAUAUAUUACUACGGCGCUUUCAGAUUUCGCCAGACAGUCAAAUAUUACCAUGUUUGAAUUAUUAAUAACGUGCUUUUAUUUGUUUUUAAGUAAAUUAACAGAUGACAAUGAUGUAUGUAUGGGAAGUAUCGCGGCAAACCGUCAUACAGCUGAGGUACAGAAUUUAAUCGGAAUGUUUGUGAACUUCGUUCCAUAUCGUUUAAGAUUUGAUCCGACCCUCUCUUUCAAAGAUUUAACGUGGCAAGUUCAUCAGACAUGUUCAGAAGUGUCACAAUAUUCCUAUUUACCUUCUCAAGAAAUCAUACC